AUGGGGCGGGCGGGCCGCCGGCUGCCCGCGCUGGCAGCGCUCUUCUACGGGGCGCUGGCGGCCCUGGUGCUGCUGGGCGUGCGGGACGUGAUGUUCCUCUACGAGGAGAACCGGUGCAGCAUGACCUACAUGUACGAGUACCCCGAGUACCUGAAAAUAAAAUUACCCAAGAAAACAGCCAGACGAUACCCAGCAUAUGAGCUGUAUCUCUAUGGGGAAGGGAACUAUGCUGAAGAAAACAAAAAUCUCCUAUUGACAGGAAUUCCAGUUCUCUUUCUGCCUGGGAAUGCUGGCAGUUACAAACAAGUACGUUCUCUUGGCUCCAUUGCACUUAGAAAAGCAGAAGAUGUUGACUUCAAGUAUCAUUUUAAUUUCUUCAGUGUCAACUUUAAUGAGGAGUUGGUUGCAUUGUAUGGUGGCAGCCUGCAACGACAGACCAAGUUUGUGCAUGAGUGCAUCAAAGUAAUCCUUAAGCUGUACAAGGAUCAGGAAUUUGCCCCGAGCAGUGUGGCAAUAGUUGGGCAUUCCAUGGGUGGUCUUGUUGCAAGGGCAUUGCUCACUCUGAAGAAUUUUAAGCCUGAACUCAUAAACCUGCUCAUUACACAAGCCACACCUCAUGUUGCACCUGUAAUGCCUUUGGACAAAUAUCUUACUGAUUUUUACACAGCUGUAAACAAUCAUUGGAUUCUAAAGGCCCAAGAUUUAAGAAAUUUAACUACCCUUUCUGUGGCGGGAGGAUUCAGAGAUUACCAAGUUCGUUCAGGACUGGCUUUUCUACCAAGAUUGAGUCAACAUGACAGUGCCUUAUCUGUUGUGAGCUCAGCUGUGCCUAGAGCUUGGGCCUCAACUGACCAUCUCUCCAUAGUGUGGUGCAAAGAACUGAUCCUGGCUACCAUUAGAGCUUUUUUUGAUCUCAUAGAUGAAAACACAAGGCAGAUAACUGAGGAUCCAAAGAAGAGAAUGUCUGUAUUGAAUCACCACUUUGUGAGACACCCUGCAAAGAUGUAUGAGGAAAAUCCUGAAGCUUUUACACACCUCACAGGAGCUUUCAAUUGGAUUACAGUCAAAGCCUCAAAAUGGACUUACUCAGUUUACAAUGAUUCUGAUGGAAAAUAUUUCUCAUUUCCUCUUGCAAGCCACAGAAAAUCAUACAGUCAUGUUUACUGUGAAAAUAGUAUGUUGGACACAAGUAGCUGGAUUUAUGGCUGCAUGAACACUAAUUCAUCAAUGUGCCUGGAAGCUGCUGAUUUAUCCUGGAGAGCUGAGUUACUUCCAACCACCAAGGUUGUAAUGCUGAAACUCCUGGACUAUCCUUCUUUGUCCCACAUUGUCAUUCAGGUACCACCUGCAGUUGGCAAUAAGUAUACUUUGGGCUGUGAAUUCUUCAAAGAGGAUUCCAGAACAGUCCAGCUCCCUGUAACACACAUUUUUUCAUUUGGGUUUUCUUCAAGCAAAAUUCUCUUAAAUUCAACUGGAUUACUUUACAAUGUACAGCUCCAGCACUUCAGCCAGAUAUAUCAAGCUUUCAAAAUUUAUAUAGACAGUCACUGCCAGUCACUCAAAGAAAGAAAACCAAGUGUUUACAGACUUCAUAUCCCCUGGUCAUAUGAAGACUCAAUAACUGUAGCAAAAGUUCCAUCUCUUGCUGAGAUUUCUGCCAAACUGCACAUUGCUCAGCCCCACAGUGACAGCAGCCUUCCAGAGUUAAACAUCUAUUCUUCCCCAGACUGUCAGUAUGAAGUAAUUCUGAAGACAUCACUUCUACAGGUUCUUGGGCAAAUAGUAAGGUUCCAUGCUGGUGCUUUUCCAGUCUAUAUUGUUUCUAAUAUUCUUCUUACUUAUGGAGGACAACUGAGCACAUUGAGAUCAACAGGCCAGUGUUCAGACUUCUCCCUCCAACUAGUUAGGACAGCAAAGCCCUACAAAGUAGAACCUCUUAUAAGCAUUGUUGUGUUUCUGCAGGGGUUUAACUGGUUUAGAGAGAUCUGGGAGUCACUGUCACUGCCAGAGGUGGAUGCUGCUGUACUGAGUAGUCAGGAUGCAUGGUUCCCCCUUGUGUCCCUGAUUCUAUUUCUUUUUGGGACAGGCAUUGCCUACUGGAGUGGAGUAUUUUUCUCUACAUCUCUGAGACUCUUCUCUUCAUUAUGGUUAACUCUGAUUAGACCUCCUGAACUUCAGAAAGAUAAGUUGAUUACACCCAGCAGACUUUGUGGGAUGAUAUCUCUUGCUUUGGUUAGCUGGACCACUUGUGGUGCAUUUGCUGUGCUCAUUAUUUAUCUCCAAUACUUGUUCAAGGUUGUAAAACUGCAUGUAACUGUAAGAGCAGAGCAAAACAUGCACAACAGGGAUUCAGGCCACUCAAAAGAAACUUCACAGAACUCCAGUACACACACAGUCAAAGCCCAGAGUUCAGUGGACAGCAUUCCAGAAGCAACACAGUCUCCCUCCAACAGUGAAACAUCUGCUGAAGCUGCUAACAGUCUUAAGAUGCACACUACAGUCCUUAAUUUAUUCACGUGGAUUGUGCUGCUCAACUUGCCAUCUUUAAUUUAUUGGUUAAAAAACCUCAGGUACAAUGUUAGGCUUGAUCCUGAUCCCUGUAGAACCACAGCUAUUAUCCUUGUAUGCAUCUUAGAAAUCCUCAUGAAUUCAAGUACUUCUGAAGUGAAAUCAAGUAAACUCUUGAAGAUUGCAGCCAAAGUUCCACUCCCUUUGUCUGUUGCAAUGCUGGCCUUCGGACGAAUGCAUUUAUACAGAGUCCCACACUUUGUAACCUUUUCUCUUCUUCUACACGUGCUGUGCUGUUUUGUGUAAUGUUCAUUCUAUAUAGGACAAUGCACCCCAGAAACUUAACUCUGGAGAUGGGAAAAAUUGCAACACAGAAAUGCCUAAAUUAAUAUGAUCAGUAGUUUACAUUUUGUGGGAAAGAGGACAGAACUGUGAAUACUUUACAGAAAAUUUAUGGUUUUAUUCAUGUUGCUUAGAAAACCUUUCCUGGUGUUUAUUUCAUGUCUCUGAAAAUGGAGUGAUUUAACUGUGUAUAAGCACAUGACUCAUAUCAGUGCAACAUCUCAAUACUCUGCCUUGUAGACACUUUGGUAUUUCACUGUACUGCUUUGUGGAAACACCUUUUUUACUCACUGUGCCAUGCAGUGUCUGUGUUCUGAACUUGCAUCUCUUGCAGGUCUAAAGUAUGCUGGUUAAAACUCAAUACAUUUCAAGCACACUGUGACUAUCACAAAAACCACACAGCCAAGUAUACUUUGAAUGAUUUUAUGUUACAUUCAAAAGCUGCCACAUUUGUGUCUAGACAAACUAGAAUGUACUGCUUAUAUAGAACUGUUAUUUCUAUCAAAUCAUUUGUUCAAUCA
Messenger RNA from Melospiza georgiana, 3371 nucleotides. It is a transcript of the gene PGAP1, whose product is annotated as post-GPI attachment to proteins inositol deacylase 1. Gene Ontology annotation, cellular component: endoplasmic reticulum. NCBI's taxonomy places the organism in Eukaryota, Metazoa, Chordata, Aves, Passeriformes, Passerellidae. The record is from RefSeq and is a predicted model, not a curated record. Gene Ontology annotation, molecular function: phosphatidylinositol deacylase activity. Gene Ontology annotation, biological process: endoplasmic reticulum to Golgi vesicle-mediated transport; GPI anchor metabolic process. The coding region runs from base 1 to 2814 and encodes 937 amino acids. The transcript has 27 exons.